Pectinophora gossypiella (pink bollworm) is the source of this 5821-nucleotide messenger RNA. It is a transcript of the gene mbt, whose product is annotated as serine/threonine-protein kinase PAK mbt. The transcript is spliced from 10 exons. Gene Ontology annotation, cellular component: cytoplasm. NCBI's taxonomy places the organism in Eukaryota, Metazoa, Arthropoda, Insecta, Lepidoptera, Gelechiidae. The coding region runs from base 286 to 1974 and encodes 562 amino acids. Gene Ontology annotation, biological process: protein phosphorylation; regulation of MAPK cascade; intracellular signal transduction. The record is from RefSeq and is a predicted model, not a curated record. Gene Ontology annotation, molecular function: ATP binding; protein serine/threonine kinase activity.
GUCGCGUUGGGUUGGGUUUUGUUGCUUGCGAAGUGAAAUUAUAUUGAAAAUUGCCUUUUUCCUGUUUUCUAUCGAUAUCCGUUGAAUGUUUAUAUGAUAAACAAAAGUGUCUUUUAUCGUAUUAUUAUGUGACGUGUUAUUCCAUAUAUCAUUACUAAGUACAUUUACCCUAAUUCAAUUUGUUUUGAGCAUGGCUGCAUGUCAUGGAGUAGAUUGUUGAUUUCGUAUUCAGUGUGUGUUUUCGAGUUUAAGUACUACGAAUAGAGGUAGCUAGAUUGUCAAACGAUGUUUUCGAAGAAGAAGAAGAAGCCCCUUAUUUCUCCGCCGAGUAACUUCGAGCAUAGAGUGCACACGGGGUUUGACAAGCGUGAGGGCAAGUUUGUUGGGCUGCCACUGCAGUGGGCCUCACUUGUCGGCAACAACCAGAUAUUAAAAUCAACAAACAGACCUCUUCCUCUAGUAGACCCAUCAGAAAUUACUCCCACCGAAAUCCUUGACUUAAAAACUAUUGUCAGGGGGGACCACAGAACAACACCAGUAUCUGCAAUCGCAAGACCAAUAUCAACAAAUAUACCACAACAGCCAGUUCAGAACGGAGUGUUAUUACCGAAAACUUCGAAUGUUGCCAGAUCUAAUUCUUUAAGAAGUUCAAGCCCUCCUCGUAUUAGAAGGGACUUUAGGAACCAGCCAAACGUACCACCUUCUGUACCUGAGGAAUCUCCCCCGGUUCCUCCUGCACCACAGCAAUAUCCAAGCCUACGACGAGAUCAGAAUUAUCAAAUGAAUAAACCAAUAACGGAGUCACCUGUAGAUUGGUCACAACAUGCACACGAAGCUACAAUAAGGCCAGUUUCAGAGAUAAACGAUAAUCAUCCUUCGCAGAUUACAUAUCAGAAUAUACAGAAUGCAAAUGUACCAUAUCAACACAAUCAUCCGCAACAAACAUUGUCACACAGCAUGCCUCAUGGACUAAAUGGAAAUAAUGUUACGAUAGAAACAUACAGACACCAGCACGCAGGCGCGCCGCCCGCCGGCGCCGGCGCCCCCUCGCAAAUGCCACUCGCCGCGUCCAAACAUGAGCUGCGACUGACGCACGAACAGUUCCGCGCGGCGCUGCGGCUGGUGGUGUCGGAGGGCGACCCGCGCGCCUCGCUGUCGGGCUUCAGCAAGAUCGGCGAGGGCAGCACGGGCGUGGUGUGCGCCGCCACCGACACACGCACGCGGCGCCGCGUCGCCGUCAAGAUGAUGAACCUGCGCAAGCAGCAGCGCCGGGAGCUGCUCUUCAACGAAGUCGUGAUAAUGCGCGACUACCCGCACCCCAACAUAGUGGAGAUGCACGCGUCGUACCUGGUGGGGGAUGAGCUGUGGGUGGUGAUGGAGUACAUGGCCGGUGGAGCGCUCACUGACAUUGUGACGCGCGCGAAGAUGGACCCGGAGCAGAUCGCCACUGUCUGCAAGCAGUGCUUGAAGGCGUUAGCAUUCUUGCACGGUCAGGGUGUGAUCCACAGGGACAUCAAGUCAGACUCCAUACUGAUGACGGCUGACGGCCGCGUCAAGUUGUCCGACUUCGGUUUCUGUGCCCAAGUCUCACAGGAACUGCCGAAAAGGAAGUCCCUGGUAGGCACGCCGUACUGGAUGUCACCCGAGGUUAUAUCGCGGCUGCCGUACGGGCCCGAGGUGGACGUGUGGUCGCUCGGCAUCAUGCUCGUCGAGAUGGUCGACGGGGAACCGCCCUUCUUCAACGAGCCACCGCUACAGGCCAUGCGGCGCAUCCGCGACAUGCCGCCGCCGCGGCCGCGCGGCGCGGCGCGCUGCCCCGCCGACCUGCUGGCGCUGGUGGAGGCGGCGCUGGUGCGCGACCCGGCGCAGCGCCAGCCCGCCGCGCGCCUGCUGCACCACCCCUUCCUGCGCCGCGCCGGCCCGCCCGCGCUGCUCGUGCCGCUCAUGACGCAUGCGCACGCCCGCAACCAGUAAAACGACAUUUAACACGAAGUUGUCGCCGCGUCUCACUUCAAAGAGGUUUUGAAUCAAAACCAUACACAGUGAGAUAAAUUGAAUAUUACUUAACAGAUUGAACAACCAUGACGACCGUUUCUAGUUAUAUCUUCCCAGUAUCAAAAUAGCAGAAAAAAUACGUUUUCUGAUUCAAAAAGAAAAUGUUAUUGUAUAUUUUUUUCCAAUGUAGUUUCUAUAUUUUAUCAUUUAUCACACGUUUACUUACUGUAGAUAUUAGGCAUGACAAUGGCCCCGAUUCCUGCAGACGCCGUCUAAUUUUAUUUUAAGUUAAUUCCUGCAGACACCGUCUAAUUUUAUUUUAAGUUAUAUCCGUCAUUUUCAUAUCCGUCGAAAAGGAAAGGGACGGAUGAUUCACAGCUCUUAAUUUUAGGAAGAAUGAGCAAAUGAAUGAAUAACCCGGGCGAAUCAAAAGGGACGUCGCUGGUAUGCAAUCCGUUUGACGUGCUGUCUACUUAACUGUGUCGGGUUAUUGACGGAUGUAAAAUUUUUAGACGGUUGGUUUAGAUUUGUGCUUAAAAUUGACGUGUGUUCCAUAAAUUUUAUGCUUGUUGAUUACCCGUCCCUUUCCUUUUCGGCGGAUAAGAAAUUGACAGAUAUAACAUAAAAUUAGAUGGUAUUUACAGGAAUUAGCACUAAUAUAAGAGUAAUAAAAAGUUAAGAAAACAAGUAGUGUCGCGAAACAGAUCAGGGGGGUUAAAAUGCCACAUCCAAGCAAUUCAUCUAAGAAAGCAAUAUUGCAAGUUGACAUUUGCGCAUAUAAAAGUAAGUGCGCAAUGCAAACAAAUGUCAAAUAGCAAUAUUGCUUUCUUAGAUGAAUUGAUUCAAUAUGGCCAUUUUAACCCCCCAGCGCUGUCUCGUAUUGCUUACAGUGAGGGAUUUUCCAGACUAAGUUUUGUAAAAAAAAUUGAUGGCGCUGUUCAGAUAUAACGUGAUAAUUACCUAUUCUCAUUGCUCGGGGUAUAUAAUUAUUAAAAUAUAAAAAAUAUGGUCAAACAUAGAAAUCUAUGUUACGUAAUGGGUGAAUAUCAAAAUGUGCAAAGUUUGGCGGCGAACUGUCAUAUAAUUUUUUCGUGAAAAAUUGGGUUCCUUUUGGAUCCUUUUUCAUGUCGGAACCGAGGAUCCUAUUGGAUCUUUUUCAUGUCGGAACCCAAUUUUUCACGAAAAAAUAAUAUGAAAUUUCGCCACCAAACUUGAAAUUUUGAUAUUCACCCUAAUUCUUAAGAAAAAUAAAAAAAAAUGUAAUGUAGUGGCAGAGGCAUAUAUAAAAAUAAUUGUUGCUUGAUAUUUGGAUCAGAUGCGUAAAGAAUUAUGUUGCUACCUAUAUUGCUUCACUUUAUUUUGAUUAGAAUAAUAAUGGGUGGAAGUUUUGUGCCUGGGUAUAAUAACAAGGGUCAUCAUUUAUACCCAAAAACAAAGAUAAAAGUUGCUUAUGUCUUUUAUCCAUGAAAUUGGAAGGUUAAACGCAGGAAAAUCGCUUCAGUGCCACUUAUAUUUUGUUGGGGAGCGCAGCCUGGAAAAUCCCUCGUUGUAAUAAUUGUAAAUUUCGUCGCGUAGGUUUUAUUAUACAUUUUCUUUUUAUUACUCCUACGAUGUCACACAAACCAAAGUUGUUUGAAGCAACUUUUUGUAAAGUAUAAAUCAUGUUCAUUAUAUUUUAUUUAAACAAUCAUCUCUACAUUAUUCCUACGCGAAACACCCAGUGAAAUCAUUCCACAUGUAUGAAAUCAUAAAGUAUUUAUAACAUUCCUUCUUCUGACAAAGGAGUUCUUAUUUUCUUGAUCAUGAAUUAUAUUAUUGUUGAAACUAUAUUAUUGUACGUUUUUUAUUGCCAUAAAAUUGUUGAUUAUACAUUUUUUUGUUGUAGAAUAAUGCAGUAAAUUAUCAUUAGGAGUUUAAUAUGGAGGUAGGAAUUACUAGUAAUUCUAGAUUAUAGUACCGUUCUAUCUAACUGUAAACCCCGUCCAGUAGGUAUCGUUUCACUAAUGUCACACCCCGGACAGUUCAUACAAAAUCCACGUUUUACACAGAUACUACACAUUGACAUUAUCGUACACGCGCAUCUGUGUGUGUGACGUCUGACACCAUACGAUUAAAGUCUAUUAAUGUCCGAGGGGGGUGAGGUAAACCUAGCUCAGCCGUUGGUGCGGAGCGGAGGGUUGCCAUUCUAUACGUAGUAUUAUUCCUUAUUCUAGGGUAAUGUGUCGUACAUUUUAUCGUACUUACUAAUAAAAUUAAUCAUUAACAAAUGUUACGACAACUUAUACAAUUUCACUUACUGAGAGAAACGUAAUAUGGUAUUUAAAUGAUAUUAUAUGACCAUUUAGCGUUAUAGAAAACACAUUAUUAUUGUUACAAGCGUGUUUGUCUAUUUGUAAGUCGAUUUUAUUAAUAUUUCAAUGUGUCUUAUUAAUUAGUAAAACGGGGGAACUCCAAACGAAUUGGACAAACGAACAUACCCACAGAAUUUCGCAUUUAAAAACGUUAGAUAAGUUUAUUUGUCAAUCUUCCAUAUCAACCUUACCUUCAACCUUUUAUAUCUUGAGCUCAAAUUAAGCAACAUUGUGCCAGAAAUUGAAAUUGGAAUCUUCAAAUCAGUAUUAUUGUUAGAGAGUUGCUUGUGUACUUAACUUACUUAAUAAUCCUUUAACCAUAAAGGAACUUAAAUGUAUCUGUAAGUUUGCUUUUUUUCAACCGUAUGUAGACGAAGAAAGUCAAAUGUUACUUCAUAAUUCUCUUUACAUUCCGAAGAUAUUUACGUAUUUAUUUAUAAAUCAAAUAUCGAGAUAUUUUAUCGAAAUAACCACCUAAUAUAUUUUGAUAUAAGAAGGGAGGUUAAAAAUGCCACAUCGAAGCAAUUCAUCUAAAAAAGCUAUAUUGCAAAUUGUCAUUUGCGCAUUUAAAUGCGUAAUGCAAACAAAUGUCAAAUAGCAUUUUAGUUUUUUUAGAUGAGUUGCUUCGACGUGGCCUUUUUAACCCUCAAGUGCUUCAUAAGUAUUGAAAUGCUUACUACUUGUAAAUAUUACUGGUGUUACUAUAACAGAAAAUAAUUUACUAUAAUGUUCUUAUCAAUUUUAAAACUUAAACUUUGGCCUUAUAAAAACUGUGAUUUCAUUGAACCUGAGAUAUUUCGUGGCCUAUUAGAUAGUGUAAUAUGCAUGUCGAUUGUAACGUAUUUUGAAUGUUAAAAAUAGCAGAUUAUCAAUUUAGUGUUUAAUGAGGCUAAGAGAUAAAAGAGCAAUAUACAUUCAUGUCUUUAGAUACUUAUUAGGCAGCUAGUGUUGUGAUUAAAACAAAUUAGGUUUUUGAUGAAAAUAAUGUUGCAAAAUACCAAGUGAAAUACGAAUUUGAAACGCUUUUUAACAGCCUUGUAUUUAGAAUUAGUGCCUUAUCACCGCCUUAGUGUUUUAUUAAGCACAUUUGCACCUGUUUGCCAGUGUAGUCGUCGCGUCAAAUGCGCGAAGGAAACAAUAUUAGUUGUGUGUAUCAAUCCUAAUUAAACAGUAUAGAGAAUAUAUUUUGUCUCUGUUACUCUUAUAGAAAAUGUUAUAUGAGAUAAGAUAAGAUAUUUCGCACUUCAUCUAGUAAUGGUUAAGUGUUUUUUACUUUACGACGAAUGUUGAAUAUUGGAUUAUUUAAGAAUAAUGUUCAUAUUUUCAUCACACUGUUUCAUUCAUACAGCGAUCAGAAUAUUGUAAUUUAUUGCUUUAUCAGACAGUUUCUUUGUAAGGUAUAUGCCAAAUAUAUUGUAAUAUUAUUGUAAUGUCACAUUGUUAAGAACUGUUAUCUAAUAUAGAUUUUGAAUACA